Molecule: messenger RNA, 820 nt
Organism: Gossypium raimondii (Peruvian cotton)
Lineage: Eukaryota; Viridiplantae; Streptophyta; Magnoliopsida; Malvales; Malvaceae
Product: probable WRKY transcription factor 51
Exons: 3
Coding region: 115-660 (181 amino acids)
Biological process (GO): regulation of DNA-templated transcription
Molecular function (GO): DNA-binding transcription factor activity; sequence-specific DNA binding
Source: RefSeq, a predicted model, not a curated record
UGAUUUAAAUUUUUUUUUUUUUUCCAUUCAAGUAAGUGUAUAAAAUGGUUGAAUCUAACAAGUUUUCCCCUUCCUAAGGACUAUCAAAAGACCAAAGUCCAGCUUUCCUUACAAAUGAGCUUCUGUCCUACUGACCACUCAAACCCUAACCCUAAUUCUAUCUUCUUCCCUGAAAAUCCCGAUCCGAUGGCCGACUUCGAGCUCUCUGAUUACCUUAUGCUUGAUGCCGGUGUCUUCGAGGAUGAUACAUCGGAGAAGGGCAUGGGUGUCGCGAAUGAAAGUGCAACACCAAAACAUAGUAACAUAAGAUGCAAAAGUGGAGAGAAGAAAAGCAAGUUGGGACUGGGACAUCGUAUUGCAUUUAGAAUGAAAUCAGAGAUAGAAGCCAUGGAUGAUGGAUAUAAAUGGAGGAAAUAUGGGAAAAAGUCGGUCAAAAACAGCCCCAAUCCAAGGAAUUACUAUAAAUGUGUAAGUGGAGGAUGCAAUGUGAAGAAGAGGAUAGAAAGGGACAGAGAUGAUAAAAGUUAUGUGAUAACUACCUAUGAAGGUGUUCAUAAUCAUGAGAGCCCAUACACGUCUUACUGUAAUCAAAUGCCUCUUAUGGCUCCUAAUGCUUGCAUUUCCCAACCUUCUCCUUUCUCCUCUUCUUUUUCUACAUGAAGCCAAAAUAUAAAAAAUAAAUUACUUAGAUAUACAUAUAUUUAUAUAUACACUUAUAUUAAGUCAUAGGCUCAAGUUUAUGUAACGAGUGCUCAACAUGGCAUCAAUUUAGUUAGAAAAUUAUUAAAAUAUCUCUUUAUAUAUAAAAUAAGUUAUAUUA